AUGGUGGACUAUUAUGCGUCUCAACCGGCGCAGUUCUACCAACCAGGGUAUGACUACACACAACAAGAGGAAGAAUGGGAUCGAGAAGGACUUCUCGAUCCGAUGUGGGAGAAACAACAGAAAAAGACAUUCACCGCUUGGUGCAACUCACAUCUUCGCAAAGCGGGAACAUCGAUUGAAGUGAUCGAAGAGGAUUUUCGCAAUGGCUUAAAAUUGAUGCUCUUGCUCGAGGUGAUUUCUGGUGAGCCGCUUCCACGACCAGAUCGGGGAAAGAUGCGUUUUCACAAAAUUGCUAACGUUAAUAAGGCAAUCGAGUACAUUGAGCGAAAAGGCGUGAAGCUCGUCUCGAUUGGAGCUGAAGAAAUUGUUGAUGGAAAUGUGAAAAUGACGUUGGGCUUGAUUUGGACGAUCAUUCUCCGUUUUGCUAUUCAGGACAUCAAUGUCGAGGAGAUGUCGGCUCGAGACGGCCUCCUUUUAUGGUGUCAGCGCAAAACCGCGCCGUACAACAAUGUGAAUGUGCAGAAUUUCCAUAAUAGCUGGAAAGACGGUCUAGCUUUCUGUGCUCUCAUUCAUCGUCAUCGACCUGAUCUCCUUGAUUACAGCCAAUUGCACAAGGGAGAUCCAAUCCACAACCUUAACCUGGCCUUCGACAUUGCUGAGAAGCACCUCGAUAUCCCAAGAAUGUUAGAUGCUGAAGAUCUGGCCUUUGUUGCGCGCCCAGAUGAGAAGUCGAUUAUGACGUACGUGAGCGCUUUUUAUCACGCUUUUCGUGGUCACCCUGAGAAGGGACAAAUCGAGAAUCGGGCAAAAACCCCGCAACCAGCUCGUCUCAUUCAACCACCACCACCGCCAGAAAGAGAUUGGAGGAAAGAAGUGAGAUUUGAAAGCAUGAAGAGAUAUAUGGUAAACUCACAUCCCGACGAGAAAGCUGUGAUGACUUACGUUUCUUGUUAUUAUCACUAUUUCUCUGGAAUGCGACAGGCCGAGGCGGCGGCCAAUCGAAUCUCCCGCGUUUUGGAUUUCAAUCGAGAAAACGAGAAAAUGAUGCAAGAAUAUGAGACAAUGGCUAGUGAUCUACUUGCGUGGAUCAAUCGCUGGCUUCCAUGGCUUUCAAAUCGCUCAACCGAUGAUACGCUGCCGGUUGCAAAGCAAAGACUCGAGGACUAUCGAAACUAUCGUCGUCACGAGAAACCACCACGAGUCGAGCAAAAAGCCAAAUUAGAAACUCUUUUCAACACUCUUCAAACUCGUCUCCGUCUCACUGGACGACCACCAUUUAUGCCAAAAGAAGGACAUCUUGUCAAGGACAUCAACGCAGCAUGGGGUCGACUUGAAGACUCGGAGAAGGGCUUUGAGGAAUGGCUUCUUUCAGAAAUCAUGAGACUUGAGCGUUUGGAGCAUUUGGCGGAGAAAUUCCGUCGCAAAUGCGCUCUUCACGAGGAAUGGUCGCAUGGAAAAGAGGAAGCGUUGAGGAGUCAUGAUUGGAAAUCUUCUGGACUUUAUCAAAUCAAGGCUCUUCGCAAACGCCACGAGGCUUUCGAAUCAGAUCUCGGCGCUCAUCAGGAUCGCGUUGAGCAAAUCGCGGCCAUCGCCCGAGAAUUGGCCAACCUUCGCUAUCCGGGAAUCGCCGAAGUGAACGCGAGAUGUCAACAAAUCUGCUCUCAAUGGGAUCGUUUGGGUCAAUUGUCCGGUCAACGUCGUCAAACUUUGGAAGAAGCCGAGCGAGUCGCUGAGAGACUCGACGCACUCUAUUUGGAUUUUGCCAAGAGAGCUGCGCCUUUUAAUAAUUGGAUGGAUGGUGCUCGGGAGGAUCUCGCUGAUAUGGUUAUCGUUCAUGAGAUGAGAGAAAUUGAAGAGCUCGUCGCCGCGCAUGAUCAAUUCAAGGCAACUCUGGGUGACGCCGAUCGAGAGUUCUCGAGUAUCGCAACGAUUGAACAGGAAAUCGAGCACUUAGUGACAUCGAAUGGACUGGAUCGUUCGCUUUUAAGAAAUCCGUACACUGAUCUGCACGCGUCCGAGAUUCGUCGCAAAUGGGCCGAGGUUCAACAAGCCGUCCCUCGACGCGAUGGACAACUCCAAGCGGAACUCCGUCGACAACAGAACAACGAACGCCUCCGUGAGCUUUUCGCUCAAAAAGCGAACAACGUUGGCCCGUGGUUGGAGCGACAAAUUGAACAGGUAUUGGCGAUUGGAAUGGGCGGUCGAGGCUCUUUGGAGAACGCUAUCUCUCAACUCAAUCAACUUCAUCAACAGUCUCUCGGCUAUAAACCAAAUCUCGACGAGUUGGAGCGAAUCCAUCAAGAAAUGCAAGAGAAUUUCGUCUUCGAGAACCGAAAGAGCAGAUAUUCAAUGGAAUCGCUUCGAGUCGGCUGGGAAUCACUCAUCACAUCGAUCAACAAAACCGUCAACGAGUGCGAGAAUCAGAUUUUGACUCGUGAUAGCAAGGGAAUCACUGAAGAGCAACUAAACGAAUACAAACAAUCAUUCAAUCAUUUCGAUAAGGAUCGUGCUGGUCUUGAUCAAGAGCAACUCCGAGCUUUCUUGCUGUCGAUUGGAUAUCCGAUCAGACCGGGAAGAGAGGGUGAUGGUGAGCUUUCGCGAGUGCUCUCGAUUCUCGAUCCAAAUCGAAUGGGACGAGUGCCAUUUGAGGCCAUUCUCGCUUUCCUCACAAAGGAAAAUCAAGAUCAGGAUACUGUGGAUCAGAUGGUCGAAUCCUUCAAGAUCCUUGCAGCCGGAAAGUCAUUCAUCACCGCCGACGAAUUGAGGCGAGAGUUGCCCUCUGAGCAAGCCACUUACUGUAUGCAAAGGAUGGCUCCAUCUAGGGAUCCUCAGGCUCCACCCGGUGCUUUCGAUUAUGUAACCUUCUCUCGGGCACUCUACGGACAA
Molecule: messenger RNA, 2886 nt
Organism: Mesorhabditis belari
Lineage: Eukaryota; Metazoa; Nematoda; Chromadorea; Rhabditida; Rhabditidae
Source: the annotation of a GenBank genome assembly